GUGCCCUCUAGCGUCAACUACAAGCAACUAGAAACGGUUUAAGUGACUGAUGGGGUCACAGACGUCAGCACGUGUAAAACCCUAGCAAAAUGUCAGGUAGUUUCAAAGUAAAUUUGGAGCACAGUCAAAGAGAGCUUUGUCUGAGUCUUUUCCUACUGGUGUAAAAUAGCUGAUAAGACAUCAAAAGGGAGCUUUUAGGACAAAAGCUCAAAGGUAGGUAACUUUGUUAGCAAGUACAUUUAAAAGAUGCUCAAUCAUUCAGCUAAUAUUAGCCAAAUGAACGCCCUCAGCUAAGUAAUCUUUACACGUGCAAUGUCUUUGUUAUAUUAUGAAUCAACGGAGUUAUUUCAAAUGUUUUACACUUUUUUCAAGAUUUUUUCAAACUGCGCUUGUUAUACAGAAAACACGUGCAUUUUGGUAGCACAAGUGAUUGUGGCUACUGAAAAGAGGUCAGUGUGACGGCUCUACCAAUCCUUUGGACCAAGUAACUUUAUUUAGACAAGAAAUCUAUAUGAACAUGCUCCCUUUGUCUUUAGUUUAUUUAGGUGGCAUGUAGGAUUUGUUUUCCAUUUCUGUUUUAUAUACCCUACUAGGCUGGUUAUUCACUUGUUGAAUCACUUUCGUUGUUCACUUAGCAUGUUCCUUUCAUUGUCAACAUGCUCCACCUUUUCUAAGUAUCUAGACGGGAUUCAUUUCCUGUCUUUUGUUAAAUUCCAAUGUAGGGUAAUUUUUUUGUCUGAAAUACUAAUGCUGUCACUGCAGCGGAUUAUUGACGUCAUGGGUGGAUAAACUGCUCUGUUGCUUAUCAGAUCAUGAAUGUUGCGUUAUCAUUCAAUUCGAUACUGGUCGGACCUGGCUACUUGCAGGUACGAUAUCAUAAUCGUGACUGAUUAGCAGUGUAUCAUUUAAAGGCCUGUAGCGCGCCUGGAAGUACUCACAUGAUUAGAGAACAUUAAUUAGCACAUUCUGUGUUUUGAAUUUCUGAGGGAGGCAGUGUUGGUCCAUGAAAGCAGGCUUGAGAAAAGAAAGUUUGCAAUGUCGAGGUUUUGUAACAAUGACCAUUGAGCAGAUGACUGACAGAUCUGGCCCAGAUUACUCUUACUAUGUCAGGUGACGGGUCAUAUCUUUUACAUUGGCUGGCUCAACACCAAAAUGAUUGUUUUCUAUCUUGUCAUUCUCCAUGCCCCUUAGACAAGUUGGGAAGAUGUGGCGGUACGCGGAACCCGGUGUGGCCUUCCAGCUGCUUGGGGAGCUGCAGAGACAACAACACUGCAACAUCCUAUGUGAUACACUGCUACAGACAGAGGGUAUGUCUGUGCCCGUUCAUAGCUGCAUCUUGGCUGCUUUCAGUCCGUUCCUUUAUCGGGAACUCUCUACCUCUCUUUCCUUCCCUGUGGGCCAAAAAAGGUUGAUCAGGGUGCCGACCAUUGGGGCCCAGGCCCUGCUGAAGCUGAUAAGUUACCUCUACUCUGGAGAGAUGAAGGGGCUGGGCCCAAUGGAGCAUGAGGAGGUCAAAGCUGCAUUCAUCAGAUUAGGCAUGAGUCACCUGAUCCACACCUUUGAAGAGGACAGCAGACAGUGGAGAAGUAAUGACAGAGGGUUGCAGUUGGAACUGGAAGGGGGUGUGCAGGUGGGCAUUGAAAAGAACAGUGCUGGAGUGCAGACUCUGAAAGCGAAGGACAUGAUGGAUAGAGCAACCCAGACAGAGGCAGAGUCCAUAGUGCAUGCUGCCACGCAGACCUUGAACCAAGACGUGUGUGUGGCCUCAGAUCAGUGCAUGUGGCCUCCCCUAUUGUCAGAUGGAUAUGGGAGCACGGCCUCACCCAUAACCCAGACCGCUAAGGUUUCACCCACCGCUGGCGCAUCUACGUUUGUAAUUUUAACACCAGCCAGUGAUCCCCCUUUGAGCAAUGACAACUUCGCUUCUUGCCAAGUAUCACGGAUGUCCUCCCCCUCUAUCCAGUGUGAUAGGCAACCACACUCUCCUGUCACCGAUCCAUCCAACACGUUCAACCCCUCCUUUGAAAUGUUGUCAGACAGCUUUUUCUCAACAGCAGCAACUCACCCAGAUGACGGUAAGGAGAGGGCUUAUGCGCAUUUGGAGGCAGACACCGAGCGCAAGCUUGAAUCGGGCGAACAAGUAACAAAGAACAGCUCUCCUGAAGGACCGACAUCAAGGAUGCGCAAGAGUGAAGGGCCGAUUACCAUGACGGACAAUGAGAAUGGGAUGACUCCACCAGACACUGAGAAAAGAGACGGAGGAAAAGAAAAGGACAACACCAGCAGAGGUCAAAGUGAAAAGGUUCUCGGUCAGGACAUGGGGUUGACAUUGGAUGAGCGAAGCAAGGCACUCAAAAUGAAGUUUAAAAGGAAGUGUAAGAAUGCUCUCUGGAAGAUUGAAAGAACGGAGGAGGACCCAGCCAUAAUGGUCGGAGAGAGCAGCUCCAGGACCUGCAGGGAGACGAGCACAUGUGUCCUCAGGCUCUCUAGGAGUCCUGUGACCACUCAAGCUCAGAAGGAGAGGCAGAAUAAUAUGGAUGCCACUGCCAAUGAAGAGAGGCAAAAUAGCUUUAUUUCACACACCGUUCCCUCACUGAUUCCCACAGUACCACUUGAUCCACCUCUUUCCUCUCCCCCCAAUUUUGUCCAAACCACUGUCCAUACCCUCACCCAGACAGCCAACCACAAGACCCCAACCCACUUCCAGCCAGAGGAAUGCGAUGAGCAGAUGGAUAGGCUUCUGGAUGACAUUAUGAUGGACCUCAACAUCUUCUUACCCAUGACCACAGAGAGAGGCUCCAGCAGGCUCCAGCAGAGGCCACUAGCCUACCUCCCUGGUGACCCAUCAGGAUUAGAUCCAACCCCUUGGUUGGGAGAAGCUGAAGUAUCCAUGGUGAAUACCUUAAAUAGUUCAUCUGGACAAAUGGAGAAAGCAGUAGCCUCUGACCUAAUGCUGGUGUCCCAAUUUGGCACUUCAUUGUCUGAAUGUGUAGGGUCUGUCACUGAGCAGUCAUCAUCCCACCAUCCAGGAUCACUGUUCACACAACAUCAUACAGAACCUAGGUAUGGCAGCUCAUGUAAAUUCACAGAAUCUAAAUCAGUAAGAUCCCGUGAAGUUACACAUGCAAGCAGUGUGUCCAGUGAAAGUCCUGGCUUCCCCCAGUCAGGCGGGAAUGUUGGCUCCUCCACUGUCGAACAUUGUCUUGCCCACCAUAAUUGGUACUCUUGGAGAAAGCUACCCUCCUCAAAGCCCAUCAGCACAGAGCCACAGUCAAAGGGAGACGGCACAUCCACCUACCGCUGCACGGCAAAUUUAGAUGAGAUGCGGCUCCGCAGCUGUCUCUCUCCACUCCGGUCGGAAGAUGAAAGCACUGUUAGGUCCCAAAGUCUCCCUAACCAACCCACAGUCCAGUCCACAUCAUCAGGUCAAAGACAAAGCCAGGCUCCUGUUAAUAUUCCUCCAUGGCUCUCUCUCAAACCAGUUGACCUGCGAUUCCCACUAAACUCUAUUCUGCUCAAGUCACCUUCUGAUACAUGUAAACAAAAGCAACCAGCAGUCAUCCAGCGGACUUGGAGAAACCAAACAGCACCGCAUGCUCAAUACAGUGCUACUCCAGACUCUGAAACUGGAAGUGGGUCUAGCAUUUCCAGGCAGAAAUCUUCCAGUCAGGAAGAGGAAUUAUGUUUAAAGUCUAUAGUGACAAGAAAACAGAGUUUGGAGAGUCAAAAAGCCACAGCAGAGCCAGAGAUGGAAAAUGCAAAGAAGAGAUCCGUGAGAAAAGGUCUAAGGAGCAUGGAGGUGAAGCAAAAAUAUGCAGUCGAGGAAAACGGGCAAAAGACAUCUGCUGAGAUCGGCUUACAGAACACUGAUUCCAAUAUUUUGCCCAGCAGCAUCUUCACAGAAAGGAGGCGGCGGAAAAGAUCAACCCCACCACUCGUUGCCAAAAAGCAAGGUGAAGGCCACGGUAAAUCAGCAGAUGUACAGUCCAUGUCAGGUCUAGGGGUUCCAAAGCGCAGACGAGGGAGGCCGCCCAAGCUCAUUGCACACUCUGGAGUCCUGAGUCCAAGCGUGUCACUAACAGCAGUGAGGGAAGCAUGCUCCAUCAGCAGACAGCAGGCCUCGGAGUCACUCAGCAGCAAACAGUGGACUCAGGCCUCGUCAAAAAACAGGCAAGAGCAUAAUAUGGGCAACUCAGCCAAAGUGAAGUCACAAGAUCAGGCCCUUAACCAGAAAGAGUCUGAAUUACAGAGUGCCCCUUUGAGCCAGGGAGCUGUGAAGAAGAACCGAAGUGCAAGUGCUAACAAUGUCCAAAGGAACACAUUCCCAAGCAGCUCUCGGCUGAAACCAACCUCAGCACCCGAGCUGAAAACCAACACCAGUACUCCCAUGCCCUCGCAGACUUUAAAGAGGUUCAGAGAGCUCCUAGAACGCAACGGAAGUUUGAAACGGAGAAGAGACAUGAAAGGGGAUAAGAAAUCUGCCGAAGCUGAAAGGAGUAGUGAAUGUCUGGAAAAAAAAGAAAAUGGAGACACUGCGAAGACUGAUAAAACUACAGAACAAGAAACAAAAGAAGCUCAGAUGCAGGGGCACCUAAACAGGCCCCUUACAUACCCUGCAAACAAAGGUGACACCAACGUCCAACUGGCGCCACCACUGCCCAUGUGUCCAAAGCCUGGGUCAAAGGCAUCACGAGCCCACAAGUGGACAGAGGGCUCAACAGGAAGUUUCGAGGAGGAGGAGGAGGAGGAAGAGCAGGAGGAGCAAGAGCUGGAAGAGGAUGUGGAUGUGAUGAGUGGCUCCCCAGUGACUCUGCCUGUGUUUGAGUCUGGACUGGUUGGCAGAGAACCAUCCGAUGCUGAGGAGGUGGAUGAGGAGGUUGAUAUAAUUACUGUGGAUAUCAAUUAAACUCCUCUUACUCAGUUCUAAACAUCGCUGUCCUCCAACCUGGACUUGAACAAUAUAUCAGAAUGACCAACGCAUGCCACAGGAAGUGCGUGCCCCCCCACUACAAGGAGGCAGAGUUGUCCAAGGGUGAGGCUGUGUGCCUUGACCGCUGUGUUGCCAAGUACCUGGACCUGCAUGAGCGACUGGGGC
Molecule: messenger RNA, 5095 nt
Organism: Clupea harengus (Atlantic herring)
Lineage: Eukaryota; Metazoa; Chordata; Actinopteri; Clupeiformes; Clupeidae
Product: translocase of inner mitochondrial membrane 10 homolog (yeast)
Biological process (GO): positive regulation of transcription elongation by RNA polymerase II
Molecular function (GO): protein binding
Source: RefSeq, a predicted model, not a curated record